GCGAAUUUCACUCGCGGGAUCUACGAUGGCGGCGGGUAGUGGUUGUCAGGGUGUCGGAAUGAGACAAUCAUCGGACAUAUGGUAUAACCAUAGAAUGUAUUCUAGAUUUUGGCAGCAUUACCAACAAGCUAUGGGAUGGCUGCAGAAACAUAAAAGGGCUUAUCGCAAGGCAGUCAGAUCAUUUGAGAAUUCACCCUGGUAUAACACAGAAUCUACAGCAAUUCGCUUUACUGACUGGGAUCAUGGUUCAUCGUGCUAUUCUUCAAGACAUGCUUGGCAAGAUGAUCCCAGUCAAAGCAAAUGGCAGCAGUGCCCGUGCAGCUCAGAUAAUGAAGAGGAAAAUUUAGAGGAUGAAACUGAUAUAAAUUCUGACACAGAAGAGGAAAGUGACACAGAGAAUGAAUUAGAAUGUGAUGUCAGCAAUGUGGAAAUAACUGAAGAAUUGCGUCAGUAUUUCGAACAAACAGAAAAGCACAGAGAGGAGUUAAAGCGACAACAGCAGUUUGAUGCCGAACAGCAGAUGACCUAUGUGUUGGCCGACCGGGAUUUUCACAAUGCUUCAGGGAGGACAAUCCAGCCACCUGCAGAAAGGCCUGGUGAAAGGAGAAUGGUUGAGAUGAAGAGAUUAUAUGGAGAUGGUGCUGCUAAAAUCCAAGGAAUGGAAACUGCAAUGCAACUCUCUUUUGAUAGACAGUGUGAUAAAAAGCAGCCAAAAUAUUGGCCUGUAAUUCCUCUUAAGUUUUGAUGGCAUGCUCUUAUAAAAACUUACUGAUUUUGUGUAGCCAGUUAUUUCUACAUUGAAUUUUUAGCACAGUUUUUACUUUAUGAUCCUCAUUUAUGUCUUAGUAAACAUUGUAUCUUUUAUUAUUACCAACUAAGAUGUUUUUCUAUGAAAGCCUCUAAUUCUGCACUAACCCAGCAAUGUUAUCAAGGUCAGUAGGUCAACAUCCAGAAGAACAUUAUGGUCUAUUUGUUUAUUUUACCAGGCUUGUAAAACUUAGCCUUUCCUAAUCUUGGCUCAUCUCCCUACACUAUCACUUGAGAUAGAACUUAAUCGCUGCAUCCUUUCUAUAGUUUUCAAUGCUCCCAAAUCAUUUACAAUAAUUUAAUUGAAAAUUGAUGCAAUCAUAAGAGAAGGUAAAAUAUGGGUAAGAUGGUGUUGGGAAGUGCUGGAACAAAAUCACUGAAAGCUUGCUUCGUGAAAGGUGGAUAUAAAAGAACAAGGAAUAGACCAUUGAGAGAGAUGAAGGGCUCAAGAAGAGAUGUGAAGAAAGUGCCUACCACCAAGGUAGGGUGGAUCAAGGCUGCAUUGACAUAUAACUGUGAUAAAAAGAAGUUGAUUUAUGUUUAUAUGAGGAGUUUAUGGAGCCUGGCAAUAAUUAGAUAAUGGAAGAACUACCUUUACGUGGGUGCACCAGCAGCACUUUGGAUGAAUUGCAGUAGUAGAAUGUGCAUGAGGAAAAUGAAAACAUUUGGAAUCAAGCAUUGGAAGAAUCUAGUGAUGACAAAAGUGGAGAUAAAAAACAUUCAGCUCUGGGGGCAGUUGUUUGCUGGCAAUGGACACUGGGAGACAGCAACAUGAAAGUAGAAGUAUAAAUAAUGUAAUUGCCUUGGAUAUCGGGUAAUCUAUUUCAUAUUACGUGUUACAAAUUCCUGUAUUUGCAAAGGACAUUGAGAGAAUGUAUGUUCACUUACAGGCAAGCUGAGAGAAAGUAGACGGAAUAUUAACUGGACAUAUUUGCACAUUUUCAAAUGAGGCACUGCUGAAACAGAAUUUCUUAUAACUUUCGUGCAGGGAAUGUAGUUGAAGGAAAACAAGCGAAAGCAGCUGCUUUUAAAAAGUAAUAUCGGAAAAGAAUGUUGACCUCAUAUCCUGCAUUGUGAUGCAAGUGAUCUAAGGAUUUAAAUGUAUGUAAGUGGUCACUGACCAGCACCAUUCUGCAAAGUGUGAAGACACAGCUUGAGAGAUGAAUGGGCAUGCGCUCCUAAGCAGAUAGUUUCAUUGCCAUGGAAAUGUUUGAGCACAAUUUAUUCUGCAUUGGAUUACAGCACAAAGAAAUCUUUUCACACUUGGAUUGCUUAAAGAAUAAAAUUGACUAUAACAUUUUGUGUUGGUACAGGGAGUAGGUUACCUCAAUGUCAACAAUGCUUCUCAAUUCCUAGUAUGUUAGAGAAUUCUUCACUUAAUCUCUCUUAAUUUUGUUGUAUAGCUGAAAUUACCUGGAAGGAACCAUCACCCCCGAAGUUCAAUAAUUUGAAGAAAGGGUUGAACACAGAAAGUGUUCAGCAGUUUAUUUUAAUUCCAACUCUGCAAUUAGAAGACAUAAUUAGGGAGAAUUUUUAUUCAUUGCACUUUCUACAAAUAGAAAAUCUUCAGACAGCUGCAACAUUUUUUAUAUAAAAGAUUAUUUGCAAUGGGCAAGGGAAACUAUUCUCACCUAUAUUCAUAGAAAGAACUAGUAGCAUGUACUUCAUUGUCACUGAAAAGAAUGAUUAAAAAUUCCUGCAGAGAUGCUUAAGCAGCAUUACCACAUACUAAUAUUUCCUGCAAUGAUUUAGCCUUGGUUAAAAAUGUCAACAUUAAAAAUUAAUUAGCUGAGGUGAUGGAAAUUGUGGAUUUUAUUUGAAAAGUAAUACUUUUAGUAAUGUAAUAUUGUUUUAUCAUAGACCACCUCUACAUAUUAAAAUGUGGGUUUGUGCAAGUAGU
Pristis pectinata (smalltooth sawfish) is the source of this 2707-nucleotide messenger RNA. RefSeq names its product gem (nuclear organelle) associated protein 8 (gene gemin8). Lineage: Eukaryota; Metazoa; Chordata; Chondrichthyes; Rhinopristiformes; Pristidae. Gene Ontology annotation, biological process: spliceosomal snRNP assembly. The coding region runs from base 26 to 745 and encodes 239 amino acids. Gene Ontology annotation, cellular component: SMN complex. The transcript has 3 exons. The record is from RefSeq and is a predicted model, not a curated record.